AUAAAAGCAGAAGUUCAAGGCGAUCACCGUUUCAGACAACUCCAGCAGCCGUCACAGCAACAGCUCCACUUAGAGCCAGUAACCAGCAAUCGCUGUAGUGCCAAGUAAAAUCCGAACACUCUCGAAGAUCGAAGUUAGCGAAAGAAAGUUGCCAUCGAUCCGACUAUCUCAAAAAGAGAGAGCAAUUUUCGUGUGCAAAGUUUUGGGUGAAUUUUUAAGUGAAUUGUGUGCUUGACAAUCGCGUGCUGAAAUCUGCACUACUUCUAGUGCGACCAGCCAAACCAACUCAGCUGCAGCUGUAAUUAAAAUUGAAAUUGCUUCGAGCUCGACAACUAACAGACUGCAGAUAAAUAGACAGUAGUCAUGUGGAAUCAACGGAAAGUGCACGCCUACCUGCUGCUCUCCAUCGUGGCCAGCAAUUGUCUGCUGAUGACCUACGCAUUUCCACAGCAGGAGGUCUAUCAGAGGCAGCACCAGGUGACCCAGUCACCUGUCUAUCGGGAUGAGAGUGUGGCCAGGAAGUUUGCGGUGAAGCCCAAUGCCUCGAAGAAGGUGGCUCUGGACGACAUCGAGGACGAUUUGGAGACCAACCAGAUCCAGGAGAGCGUGGGAGGUCCCGGCGGCUUCACCUGGUCCAACAUGCUGUCCACCGUGAUGACCAUGUUCUUCAACGGAGCCGUUAACGCACCAACCAAGUCCGAUGAUGUGGAUACUUCCAUUGGCUUGGGCGGCAGUCCCUGGGCGAAUGUCAUCUCCAUGGGUCUUCGCAUCAUCAACACCUUGCUGGGCGGCGGAGCCCCUAGCGAUGGCAUCGAUAAGGUCGACAACGGUGGAUCUCCCAUGCAGGGCAUAUUGGUGGCUGUGAUGUCUGCCGUUUUAGGCUCCAGAGACCCCGACCAAGUCAACUCGAUGGCCAAGCAAGCUGGCGAGUUCAUUCAGAUCGUGAUGAACCUGCUGGACGCCCUGAAGACCUCCUUCUCGCACCGCUCCCUGACCGCCCGCUCCAUGGGCAAGCGGGACUCGGUGAGCGACGCCGUCGUCGCCGGAAUCUCCCUGAUGAAGGGCUACGUCCGCACCUACCGCACCUCGGAGGACAAGUGCACGCAGCGGUACAUGUGCGACGCCAACACGGAGUGCGUCCGCGAGAUCGGCGGCAGCAGCAUCUUCUGCCAGCUGGGAUCCUAUGCCACCAGCUACGUCCUAGGCCGCACCAGUGGCAGCAACUUCGAGGAGCUGUACGACGCCGGACGCAGAGGUCGCUCCGGGUUCGACUGUCGCCAGAUCUAUCUAGAGUGCAACGAGGUCUAGACUACGCAGUGCUCACCCGUCCAGUCGUCCACUCCCUAAAAUAAUUUAAAUUAAUUUAUGACUUCCCUAGAUGCUAGCUAUUUAUAUUAUUUAUUUAAAAGUCUGUACUUAUGGUCGCCCGAAAAUGCGACUGGCUUCUAAGUUGACAAAGAAAACCGUUAAAAAUACAUGCAUUAAAUGACA
This is a messenger RNA of Drosophila erecta, 1491 nucleotides long. RefSeq lists its product as uncharacterized. Bases 364 to 1308 code for a protein of 314 amino acids. Lineage: Eukaryota; Metazoa; Arthropoda; Insecta; Diptera; Drosophilidae. The record is from RefSeq and is a predicted model, not a curated record. The transcript has 6 exons.